Paramecium octaurelia is the source of this 639-nucleotide messenger RNA. Lineage: Eukaryota; Ciliophora; Oligohymenophorea; Peniculida; Parameciidae. The record is from the annotation of a GenBank genome assembly.
AUGAGUUAUUUUUUGAGACAUGGUGCCUUGAAGGAAGGUAUUCCAAUUAGAUAGGAUGGUUUUGUGCUGGUUCAAGAUCUACUCAAAUAGCCUGCAAUUGUAAAAUUGAAAGCCAAUUUAUAAAUUAUCAGAAAUAUUGUGGAUAACAAUGACAAAAAACGAUUUGAACUAAAAGAAAUUGAUGGACAAUUGUAUAUUAGAUGUGUCUAAGGACAUACCAUUGAAAUUAAUGAGGAAGAAUUAUUAGAGAAGAUAGUUGACCCACAAUAAUUUCCUGUUAUUGUACAUGGCACAUACUUUUAAGCAUGGGAUUUGAUUAAAGAUACUGGAUUAAAUAAAACGGCAAGGUAACAUAUACAUUUUGCAGUUGGAUUACCUGGAAAUGAAGCAGUAAUCAGUGGAAUGAGAAAUACUUGUGAAGUCAUUAUAGAGGUGGAUAUGGAAAAAGCAAUGAAGGCAGGCAUUUAAUUCUAUGUUUCCAAUAACGGAGUAGUACUAUCAAGUGGAAUUGAUGGUGUUAUUGCACCAGAAUUUUUUAAAAGAGUAACCAAUAGAAAAGGAUAGAUAUCAAUUUCUCUACUUGAAUGUAGAUUUCUUACUUUCAAUCAUGAAAUUUUAGUAUAAUAAUAAUAAAUGUGA